This is a messenger RNA of Seriola dumerili (greater amberjack), 3381 nucleotides long. RefSeq names its product ubiquitin carboxyl-terminal hydrolase 2-like (gene usp2a). Gene Ontology annotation, molecular function: cysteine-type deubiquitinase activity. Gene Ontology annotation, cellular component: cytoplasm. Lineage: Eukaryota; Metazoa; Chordata; Actinopteri; Carangiformes; Carangidae. Gene Ontology annotation, biological process: protein deubiquitination. The record is from RefSeq and is a predicted model, not a curated record. The transcript has 14 exons. The coding region runs from base 414 to 2216 and encodes 600 amino acids.
CGUUACUUGGUUGCUGAAACUCUACAACUGCAAGGGGAUAGAAAAUAUGGCUGAAUACCAGCGUAGUCUUGUUUAAAGCCCAUGGCGGUGUAGUCUCUGAUUCAAGAUCAUCGGUAACCUAUCGCAGCAACUUCAGUUAAUGGUUUAAAAAGCAGCGAAAACCAGCUGGAAAGACACUAUUUGGGGGCGUUUCUCCGUCCGUUUGGAUCGGGGUGAUCUCCAACUGCGGGGAGUAUUCAGUGCCACAAAGCCUGUAUGUGUGUGUGCACUGUGGGGUAGCAACAGUAGGAUGAGCUGCCCCAGACUUAUCACAGUCUGCAGGGACUGACGCACAGAGCUACAACUACAGCAGUCGAUGCAGUCUUCCAGAGGCUCUGCCUCCCCGUGGCUGAGAAACCAGCAGCAGCAGCAGCAUGUCCCGCGUCUCCUCCACCGCCAAGCGCUACGCUGGCCCCUCCUACACCAGCCACUACAGCUCCUAUGGCUCUUCCCUGACACCCGGCCUUAGCUCAUACAGCGAGCGGGACAGGCUGUCCUCCUACAAGUCCCCCACCUCUUCCUCAGGUUACUCCUCGUCCAGCUAUCUGAGCAGCUCUACCGCCCGCAGCCGCAACUACAGCACCUCCUCAGACCCUGAUCGCGACCGGGGUCGAACCAUCCCGCGCAGCGACAUUCUCGGAAGCAGCAGCAGCAGCCGCCGGAGUGAGAGCCUCAGCAGAACCCCCAUCAAGAGCUAUGGAGGGUCAGGGCUGAGUGGUGGGUCGGCCUACACCGGCUACAGUUCCUACUCUUCGUCUUCGGCCCAGUCCAGCUACCUCUCCUCUUCACCGGUGGCCUCCAGCAUCUCGCUCAACCGACGGAAAUCUGUAUCUCAGAGUGACUUGAGCAGGGAUCUGGCCUCUCUGGGCUUCAACGACACCUCCUCUUCCUCCACCCCGUCCUCUUCCACCAGUGCCCUGCGGAGCUACCGCAGUCGGACCAGCGAUGUGUCCGACUCGUAUGGCACUAGCUCACGCACAGGCUACUCAGGCCUGUCGCGGAGUUCUACUCAGGAGGCCCUCUCGCGGAGCUCCACCCAGGAGGCCUUCAGCAGCAGCAGCAGCAGCAGAGUAUUCAGCUCUUCGACAUGGGAGCCGAGAAGUAGCAGGCUGUCCAACUCCCCCACCAGGGACUCCACGAAUUCAAAGAGUGCCCAAGGCCUGGUGGGACUAAAGAACCUAGGAAACACUUGUUUCAUGAACAGUAUCCUGCAGUGUCUCAGCAACACACACAGCCUGCGAGACUACUGUCUGCACAACUCGCACCGCAGAGACCUUAACAACAACAGCCGCACCAACACAGCCCUCAUGGAAGAAUUUGCCAAGCUGAUACAGACCAUGUGGACGUCGUCCAGCAGUGAGGCAGUCAGCCCGUCUGAAUUCAAAACUCAGAUCCAGAGAUAUGCUCCCAGAUUUGUGGGAUACAACCAACAGGACGCUCAGGAGUUCCUGCGUUUCCUCCUGGACGGGCUGCACAAUGAGGUCAACAGGGUCACCGUCAGGCCGAGAGGCACUGUGGAGGACUUUGACCACUUGCCGGAUGAAGAGAAAGGGAAGAAGAUGUGGAGUAAAUACCUGGAGAGAGAAGACAGUAAGGUCGUGGACCUGUUUGUGGGACAGCUGAAGAGUUCUCUGACCUGCAGCCACUGUGGCUUCUGCUCCACUGUCUUCGACCCCUUCUGGGAUCUCUCCCUACCUAUCGCCAAGAAGGGCCACGGUGAGGUGAGCUUGAUGGACUGCGUGCGACUCUUCACCAAAGAGGACGUCCUGGAUGGGGACGAGAAGCCGACCUGCUACAGGUGUAAAGCCCGGAGGAGAUGCACAAAGAAGUUCACAAUACAGAAGUUCCCCAAGAUCUUAGUGCUGCACCUGAAACGCUUCUCUGAGGCACGAAGAACCAGCAAACUGUCCACCUUUGUCAACUUCCCCAUGAAGGAUCUCGACCUGCGGGAGUUUGCCUCCGAAAACAGCAUAAAUGCAGUGUACAACCUGUACGCAGUGUCCAACCACUCAGGCACCACGAUGGGCGGUCACUACACAGCUUACUGUCGCAACCCCAACUCGGGAGAAUGGUACACCUUCAAUGACUCCAGAGUAACGCCAAUGUCCUCCAGCCAAGUGCGCAGCAGUGACGCCUACGUCUUGUUCUACGAGCUGGCUUCCUCCUCGCGGAUGUGAAGCCUCCUGGAGGACGACGGGCCGCAGCACCACUCUGACUGAUGGACGGACGGAUGGAUGGAAAAUGAGAGUGAUGGUGGAGCCAGGCCUGUUGUGGACUUGUAUUUGGACAUAUAUCACACACACACACACAUAUACACACACACACACACACACACACUCACAUAUGAAGGUACACACCUCUUCCAGCCUGGAGGCUGCGUCUCUCCGCAGAGAGAGCUAGAGAGGGGAACACUCUGGAAACCACAGGAACCUGAUCAACCAGCCCUGCUUUCUUUCUCUCUCUGUCUUUACUCUCGUGUCUUGCUCAUUCUGGGUGGAGGUGUGUGUUUACUGUGUGUGUGUGUGAGUGUGUGUGUAAGUGUGUAAGUGUGCGAGGCUGACACAGGGCAAUAAUCCCGUCUGACCGACCAGCCGGUGAAUCGGUCUCCAUCUCAGAAGUCCCUCUCUAUGCACUGCAAACCGAACUCUCCUGACUGCGCCUUCGCUUCUUUCUCUUCACGUCUUGAUCUUCUCGUUUGCCUCAAACCAUUAAAACUGACUUGUUGCAUUUUUUUUGACUUUUUUUCUGCUUUGAAUUUAUGUUGUUUUUAUGUUUUUUUUUUUUGUUUUGUUUUGUUUUUUCGUGGGGGGUGGGUGGGCGGUUAUUACCCCAGCACCAUGAGAAUCAUGAUCAUCACCACCACUUUGGACUAUGAAUAAACUGAGAGUGUGACUGUAACAGAACUGGUCCCGGUUAUGAAGAGCUGACAGCGGCCUGCUUGGUUUUCAUGGCUCUCCCUUCCACUGCAACACUCCCAUGUCUCUGUUAGCAUCCUCUUCACCUCUUCUCUCUUUCUCUUAGUGGCUGGGGAGGCCAGUGGCACUGUGAGCGUUACAUGUUUCAGAGGACAAACCCUCUAACUUGUGUUUUAUUUAAUUUUGUUUCUCCCACGUGUGGCUGCUACUGAUGUUUUAAAAGUGCUGUGAAUGGAUGAAUGGACAGUCCAGCGCGGAUCUGCUAAGGAUUAACUAAAUAGACGAUAAUAACGGUAACAAUCCUCAUCGUCAGUAUGAGGUCUUUUCUUCCUCUCUUGUUUCAUGCCAUUGAACAACACGGAAAGAAUGUUUUAAAGAAGAAAAAAAAACAAACACUAUAUCUGUAUAUUUUUAUAUUCUGAUGCAA